AGUGUGCAGCAGACUGGGUGUUAGGUAGCUGGAAAGAUUUUGUGUUUCCCAAAAUUACUAAACGAUAAACUGACGAUAAGAAUAACAACUGCACGAAACAAUCUGUUAACCCCAGUGAUAUGAAGCUAGUAGUUCUUUUGCUGGCUUUGUUGGUCGUCCAGUCGCUAGCAGACACCCUGAUCUAUUUGAAGGAAGAGUUCACGGAUGGCGAUGUUUGGCAAAGCAGAUGGAUAGAAUCAAAACACAUGUUGGACUAUGGUAAAUUCAUACUCAAUGCUGGAAAGUUUUAUGGGGAUUCUGAGAAGGACAAAGGAAUUCAGACAAGUGAAGAUGCAAAAUUCUAUGCAAGAUCAAUUAAAUUUGAAAAGUUCAAUAAUGAAGGACAAACUAUGGUUACACAGUUCACUGUGAAACAUGAGCAAAAUAUUGACUGUGGUGGAGGAUACAUUAAGCUCUUUCCGACUGAUCUGAACCAAGAGGAUAUGAAUGGAGAUUCCCCUUACUACAUAAUGUUUGGCCCAGAUAUUUGUGGAGCAGCAACCAAAAAAGUCCAUGUGAUUUUCAACUACAAAGGGAAGAAUCACUUGAUUAAGAAAGAUAUUAAAUGCAAGGAUGACGAAUACACUCAUCUCUACACUCUAAUACUUAAUUCUGAUAACACUUAUGAAGUGAAGAUGGAUAACAAAAAAGUUGAAUCUGGUUCUCUGGAGGAUGACUGGGACAUGCUGCCUGCUAAAAUGAUUAAAGACCCAAAUUUUCAGAAGCCUGAUGAAUGGGAUGACCGAGAGCAGAUUGAUGACCCUGAUGAUGUAAAACCGGAAGAUUGGGACAAACCAGAAAAGAUUCCAGACCCUGAUGCUACAAAACCAAAUGACUGGGACACUGAGAUGGAUGGUGAAUGGGAACAUCCGUUGAUUCAGAAUAUAGAGUAUAAGGGUAAAUGGAAAUCUCGUAAGAUUAAGAACCCUAAUUUCAAAGGCAUUUGGGUCCAUCCAAAAACUGUAAAUCCUGAAUACACACCAGAUGUCAAUUUGUACAAGUAUGAUAACAUUGGAGUUCUUGGUCUUGAUUUGUGGCAGGUGGAGUCUGGUACAAUCUUUGACAACUUUCUUGUUACAAAUGAUGCCAAAUAUGCAGAGGAAUAUGCCAAUCAAACAUGGGGGAUAACCAAGGAUGGUGAAAGGAAAAUGAAAGAGAAAUUGGCAGAAGAACUGAAAAUAAAAGAAAUGGAUACGGUGAUUGAUUCGGAUAAAUAUGAACUCUAAAUGUCCAAAUCAUUUUGAAUAUUCAACCAAUUUGUCUAUCGUUUGAAUUUUCAUCUUGUGACAAAAGCGUAUCUCCAGGAAUUGCAUUGUUGUGCCUUCAUAAACAAACUGUGUCUUAAAAUUAAAAGA
Amblyraja radiata (thorny skate) is the source of this 1394-nucleotide messenger RNA. Its product is annotated as calreticulin-like. Gene Ontology annotation, molecular function: calcium ion binding. Lineage: Eukaryota; Metazoa; Chordata; Chondrichthyes; Rajiformes; Rajidae. The record is from RefSeq and is a predicted model, not a curated record. Gene Ontology annotation, cellular component: endoplasmic reticulum; endoplasmic reticulum membrane. Bases 120 to 1265 code for a protein of 381 amino acids. Gene Ontology annotation, biological process: protein folding; ERAD pathway. The transcript is spliced from 9 exons.